This is a messenger RNA of Sphaerulina musiva SO2202, 831 nucleotides long. RefSeq lists its product as uncharacterized. Lineage: Eukaryota; Fungi; Ascomycota; Dothideomycetes; Mycosphaerellales; Mycosphaerellaceae. Bases 90 to 620 code for a protein of 176 amino acids. The record is from RefSeq and is a predicted model, not a curated record. The transcript has 3 exons.
AUUCACUCUCAAUAUUGCAAUUCUUUGGAUUUCACGUGCAUAUCCCCUCCCCUCCCUGCUUCAAAUCAAACCAGCCUGCCUACCUCAAGAUGUCUUCUUCUCUGACUACAUAUGACCUCACGGUCCCCAUUUUCGUUCGCAACCUCGAGCAACUCGUCGCGUGUCUCAAAAAAGGCGAAGAAUGGGCCAAAGACAACAACAAAGACCCGCAAGUUCUAGUAGAUGCGAGUAUCAUUGAUGAUAUGAAGCCUUUGACUUUCCAAAUUCAAAGCUGCUGCAACACUUCCAAAGCAGUUUUGCCUCGCAUUGGAGGCGAAGAAGCAGUUUCUGUAGAGGACAACGAGACGACGCUCUCUCAGCUCUUGGCCCGAUUGGAAUCGACUAUCAAAAUUCUGAGAAGUGCGAAGAAGGACAAGUUUUUGGCUCCUGAUGCCAAAUGCGUCGUCAAACUAGGUCCACGAGAAGCCGAAUUUGACGUGUUGGGAUAUAUUCAGAAAUUCGCCCUUCCCAACUUCUUCUUUCAUAUGACGACUGCAUAUGAUAUCUUGCGCAAGGAGGGUGUUCCAGUUGGCAAAUUGGAUUUUUUGGGUGGAUCGGAUCUUACUACUUGGACUAUGUAGAAGUACAGUACCUACUUCUUAGGUAAAGAGGGAGAUUGAUGGGCUUGGGGAAAUACAUACUUGAUGAUCAACAGGACUUUGAAAGGGCAGAAUUGAGAAUAACAAUGACAGAAAGAUGAUGAUGAUGAUGAUCCAGCGUCAGAUAUUUUACUCUUAAGUUCUACUUAGGACUCAUUUAUUAUCAUGUACGAUUGGUAUGCUGCAACAACAG